Messenger RNA from Cloeon dipterum, 2551 nucleotides. RefSeq names its product factor of interpulse interval (gene fipi). Bases 250 to 1602 code for a protein of 450 amino acids. Gene Ontology annotation, molecular function: protein binding. NCBI's taxonomy places the organism in Eukaryota, Metazoa, Arthropoda, Insecta, Ephemeroptera, Baetidae. Gene Ontology annotation, cellular component: neuron projection. The record is from RefSeq and is a predicted model, not a curated record. The transcript is spliced from 8 exons.
UCCCUCUCGGAGCGUUCUCCACAACGUUCGGUGCGACGGCGACGGCGCCCGGAGGCGCGCCGCGCCACACUCGCGGGGUGCACGCGGCCAGGCCGGCUCACUCUCGCUCCAGCGGUGCAUCUGUGCUCUCGGAUCGCGUUGCCAAAGAGAAUACGCUCACUCGCUCGUUCUGCGUAUGCAACAUACAUUCUUUUGUGUGCUGUGUCUCUUCUCGGAUUAGACAAUAGAUUGCAUUUACCUCCCGGAAAAAUGCUACCAACGCUCUUCAGGCUGCUUGCCUUUGUCUCUUUAACAGGUGUGCUUCCCACCGGCCUUUGUGCUCGGCCGCUGCAUCUGUCGCCCGCGAAGACCGAGGUGGUCAAGUACGUCAACGAAACAUACAUUGUCGCUUGCCAAAGCGACAAGGGCGCCAACAUAGCGUGGACCAAGCCCUCCGGAGAACGGGUCAGCCAAAGCAGGGGCAGAAUCCACAUCGAGGAAAGGUGGAACGUUAAGGGCGGUGUCAAUUUGAUAUUUGAGAGCAUCGAGAAGAAGGACCGCGGAAAUUACACAUGCAGCGCCGAGGUGGACGGGCGAGAGCUGACCCAGCACUUCAAACUGGUGGUUAUCACUCCAAUCUCAUUCAUGGAUACUCCGACGCUGCAAAACGCUACCGAACACCAAGACAUGACGAUCCGCUGCGAGGUGGAAGGCGAUCCCGAGCCAAAAGUUACCUGGCAGGUGAAUGGGAAGCAUCCGCAAGGACCGAGGCACAAAGUGAUCGCCGACGGUUUGUUGAUCAAGAACGUGAGUCGGUCUGAUCGAGGAGAAUAUCUCUGCAGAGCCUUCCAAGCCUCCUCCAUCGCCAGCAACAUCGCCGAGCAAAUAAUCACCCUCAAAGUUCAACACAAGCCCCACUGGCCGAGCGAGCAGUCGGUGCGUGACCGCGCGUACGGCUACGUGUCCGGCACCGUCAACCUGAGUUGCGAGGCCAUGGCCGACCCAGGGCCCGAGUUCGAGUGGAUUAAGGACAGCCACAGAAUUGGACCCCACACUAAGCACGCCAAGUUGUUUCGAGAACCCAAUCGCAGCGUGCUUCAACUGCUUAUCACGAACCAAACCGUGUUUGGCGAGUACGUCUGCAGAGCCAGCAACCCCCUGGGCUAUUUGGAGAGGAUUGUGGUGCUGCACGAGGGUGCUCAGCCGGUCGCACCGCAGAUGCACGUGCGCGCCGCUAUGCACGACGCGUUGGUGAUCGAACUGAAGGAAACGGUCGAGGAGAAUAUCUUCCGGAAAAGCCCGCCUCCGCUCGAUGUCACCUCCUUCAGGGUGCAGGUCAAGAGGAAGGAGGACAAGGACUGGCUCCACGCCAACACCUUUGACUUUGACGCGGAGACGGGACCAAUGUACACGAUCCAAGGCCUGCAGCCAGACUCGGUCUACACGAUCAGAGCAGCGGCCAUCAACGCGGCUGGCAUCAGCAACUACGUCAAGGAGCAGAACUACAGGACCAAAUCUUUGGCAGUAGCGGCCAGCAUGAACGAGGAAACGUCGGCGGCCCCUUUCUCAUCGGUCUCCUCGAUCUGCCUUUUAAUCGGCGCCUUCCUCCUCAGUCAAUGUUAAUGGACGUGCAAACAUCCUAAUUAUUAUUAGUUUUUUUAUUCCUUUGAUACCUGUUUUUUUUCAAACUGGCUGCUCACUGUCUUUGUUGUUAUCGUCCCACUGAGCGUACCUUAUUGUUUGUGUAAAUAUUAACAAUGGAAAUUCUCAUGCAGCCGGUUGGGAAAUAUGAGGACGUUUUAAAGAGAUAAAUUCGCAAAUGUUCACUGCGUUGGUAUUAUUAUUUAAAAAGGUUGAUUUCAUGAACAUUGCUUGUAAUAUUCGUGCCGUGUUGAAUGGUUUUUAUUAAUUUUACUAAAAAAAUGUCUGAAAAAUUAACUCGACUGAAAAUUCGUUUCGUUCAAAGCAGUCUUGUUAUGCGUGCAUAUUUUUACUUUGUGUUUUUCAUCAGGCCUACUUAAGCAAAAUUGUGUACAUUCCAUCAAUCUAUAUAAAAUGUCGUGUAUAUAAUUUAGAAAAAAGACACAGCAAGCAGUAAUACACUCGAUAUACAGUUGAAAAAUGUCAUGCCAUCUCCUGCUUCCCAAUCUUUGGAAAAUCGACAACUAGAUACAGAAAAUAUAAUUCAAAAUAAUUACUGUAAAAUUCUAAACCCUAAUUGUUUCGCUUUCUCAAGCGAAAAUAACAAGUGAGUAAAUAUUUUACAUUUACUUCACGAGAGAGGAAUAAAAAACCCUGUGUAUGUGCGUGUAUGCCAAUGGAAACGAGGACUAAAACAAUAAAUGCAGAUCGGCGCUCUAAUUACUGAGUGAGACGCUUACUGUCAGCUUACGAGAAAUUGUCUAAAGGAAAAUAAGUUUAAAUUUAAACGCAAUGUUGCAAAAAAGCAAUGCUGUGCACCAACGGGAGAAAAUGGUUGAUUGAAGGGACAAAUAGCGAGAAUAUUUGUACAACUGAAAUAAUUGUACGCGUGUCAAACUCUUGAAAAUAAAAUAAAUCAAAUUUACCUUCA